GUCCAGGAGUGUCUUGGGUGGCGAACCCACUCCUUCCCGGAGUUAAGUGUGAGGGACACUUCCUGGGACCUGGAAGGUGACUGGGAGCCCCUCUGCUUUACAGAGAGCACAGGCUGAAGAAGAAUAAAAGCGUCUGGAAAAGUUGGAGAAGAUAAAGAAUAUUCUGUGCUUGAAUCAGAAGAGCAACAAAACAGGAAAUGCACAAUUUUGAAGAUGAGUUAACAUGUCCGAUUUGCUACAGUAUUUUUGAAGAUCCUCGUGUACUACCAUGCUCUCACACAUUUUGUAGAAAUUGUUUAGAAAAUGUACUUCAGGCAUCUGGUAACUUUUAUAUCUGGAGGCCUUUACGAAUCCCACUCAAAUGCCCUAAUUGCAGAAGUAUUAUUGAAAUUGCCCCAACUGGUAUUGAAUCUUUACCUGUUAAUUUUGCAUUAAGGGCUAUUAUUGAAAAGUACCAGCGAGAAGAUCAUCCAGAUAUUGUCACUUGCCCUGAACAUUACCAGCAACCAUUAAAUGUCUAUUGUCUACUGGAUAAAAAAUUGGUCUGCGGUCAAUGCCUAACCAUAGGUCAACAUCAUGGCCAUCCUAUUGAUGAUCUUCAGAGUGCCUAUCUAAAAGAAAAGGACACGCCCCAAAAAUUGAUUGAACAGUUAACGGACACAUACUGGACAGAUCUCACUCAUGUCAUUGAAAAGCUAGAAGAUCAAAAAUCUCACUCAGAGAAGAUGCUCCAAGGUGAUAAGGAAGUUGUUCUACAAUAUUUUAAGGAGCUUACUGACAUAUUAGAGAAGAAAAAACAUUUUUUCCUAACUGCUCUCUCUGAUGUUGGCAAUCUGAUUAGUCAAGAAUAUACUCCACAAAUUGAAAGAGUGAGAGAAAUAAGAGAGCAACAACUUGAAUUAAUGACACUGACAACGUCUUUACAAGAAGAGUCUCCACUUAAAUUUCUUGAAAAAGUUGACGAAGUCCGCCAGCGUGUGCAAAUUUUGAAACAAAGACCACUUCCUGAAGUCCAACCUGUUCAGAUUUAUCCUCGAGUAAGCCAAGUAUUGAAAGAAGACUGGAAUAAAACAGAAAUUGGACAGGUUGAGAAACUUUUCAUUCCAGAAAUGAGAAUUUCUUCACAAAGGAUGCCAUGUUCAUGUGUUGAUAAGGAUGAAAAUGAAGUUGAAUUUUUUAAGAUUCUAAAUGUUGUUAUAGUUACCCUGAUUUCAGUGAUUCUGAUGCUGAUUCUCUUUUUUAACCAACACAUAAUAACCUUUCUAAAUGAAAUCACUUCAAUAUGUUUUUCUGAAGUGUCUAUAUCUGUUUACCAAAGUUUAUCUAAUAUUCUGCAUGAUUUAAGGAAUACACUAUGCCACACUUUACAUUUACUGAAGGAGUCCCUGUGGAAAGCCAUUUAUCGUUGAAGUUUCACAUCUGAAUAGGUUUAUUCUGUACACCAAAGACUAACCACUGUUAUUGGAGAAAUAGGGCUAGUAUUGUAGGUAAAUAAAAUAGCAAACUAAAUUUUACUAGAGUUGCAACAAAUACAUGGUAAGCCUUUUAUGCUUCUGUUGGGUAGAAAUAUGUCAAGCAGAAAUGAGUCAGAAGGUCUAGUUUUCAAUCUGAAAAACUAGAAAUCUAGGAAUUGUGAGUAUUAAAAUAACUCAUUUUUUUAUUGGUGUGGGAUUGACUCAGUGUUGCUGUGACAUUUUUUAAACAAUCUUGUACCAAUCUUUUACUAUUAUUUUAUACUGCAGUAUUUGGCUUGCAGCUCUUUAUAUAUACGUUACCUUUUAGAUUAGGUGGCAAAAUUCUGAAAAUGCAUAUCCUUUAUUUUGAUGUAUCUUGAAAUUUUUGAGUGGCCAAGUACGGGUAAAAGUUUUUAAAAAUCAAAGUAAAGUGGUCUGGGAGGUGGCGCAGUGGAUAAAGCAUUUUGGAUUCUCAACCAUGGGGCCCUGAGUUCGUUCCCCAGCAGCACAUGUGCCAGAGUAAUGUCUGUUUUUUUCUGUCUCUCCACCUAUCUUUCUCAUGAAUAAAUAAAUUCUUUUAAAAAAAAAAUCAAAGUAAAAUUAGUCAUUGUUGAUAUAAAAAAAAAUCUCCAUGCUCCCAGAGGGAUAGAGAAUAGGAAAGCUAUCAGGGAAGGGGGUGGGAUAUGGAGAUUGGGCGGUGGGAAUUGUGUGGAGUUGUACCCCUCCUACCCUAUGGUUUUGUUAAUUAAUCCUUUCUUAAAUAAAAAAAUUUAAAAAAAAAAUCUGUGAAAAACUUGAAUGUAAAUAAUAAAUGUUCUUCACAUGUAAGAAGUCUUUGAUCGGACACACCUGA
This is a messenger RNA of Erinaceus europaeus (western European hedgehog), 2307 nucleotides long. It is a transcript of the gene TRIM59, whose product is annotated as tripartite motif containing 59. The record is from RefSeq and is a predicted model, not a curated record. Gene Ontology annotation, cellular component: centrosome; cilium; intraciliary transport particle B. Gene Ontology annotation, molecular function: zinc ion binding. NCBI's taxonomy places the organism in Eukaryota, Metazoa, Chordata, Mammalia, Eulipotyphla, Erinaceidae. The transcript is spliced from 4 exons. The coding region runs from base 198 to 1409 and encodes 403 amino acids. Gene Ontology annotation, biological process: cilium assembly.